Messenger RNA from Amaranthus tricolor (Joseph's coat), 2556 nucleotides. Its product is annotated as rhodanese-like domain-containing protein 6. The transcript has 7 exons. The record is from RefSeq and is a predicted model, not a curated record. Lineage: Eukaryota; Viridiplantae; Streptophyta; Magnoliopsida; Caryophyllales; Amaranthaceae. The coding region runs from base 50 to 1930 and encodes 626 amino acids.
AAUCAAUACCAGUACUCCCAACAUAUUUCUCGCUUCCGAGCUUUCCAUCAUGGCGGCAGCCAUCCCAUUAGAUUCUUCAAUGACGGACACUGGACAAACACAAAAGGAUGGAGUUCUACUAUACUACAACUACACCUCUUCUCUAAUUGAAAACCUAGAUGAACUCUCCACUUUCUACGAGUCAAACUGUUCCUCACUCAACCUACUCGGUCGAGUUCGACUCGCUCCUCAAGGUGUUAAUGUCACAAUCGGAGGAAAAAUCUCACACCUUCACAAUCACAUCUCGGAACUCCUGAACAAAUAUGGAGACUUCUUUGAAGGUACUGAUUUUAAGCUUGCUUCCUGCGAUGAGCCAUUGAGUAUGGAUGUUGCGAAAGAGUGCGGUUUUACUUCCCUUUCAAUACGAAUUGUUAAGGAGUUGGUUACUCUUUCGUGUAAUCCGUUGGUGAAAACUCCUUCGAUAUCGAAUGCUGGAAAGCAUCUCUCUGCUCUUGAAUUUCAUUCCGUUCUUCAGAAUUCUGGACAACUUUUGAAAGAGGAGUUACCUAUCGACUUUAAAAAGCUUGUUCUUCUGGAUGCAAGGAACUUGUAUGAGACAAGAAUAGGGAGAUUUGAAUCUCUAGAAGUUGAGACUUUGGAUCCAUCUACACGACAAUAUAGUGAUUUACCAGCCUGGAUUGACAGUAAUGCUGAAAAGCUGCGUGACAAAUGCGUACUCAUGUAUUGCACAGGAGGAAUAAGGUGUGAGAUGGCAUCUGCUUACAUCAGGUCAAAAGGUGUUGGUUUUGAGAAUGUAUUUCAGUUGUAUGGCGGAAUACAGCGUUACUUAGAACAGUUUCCAGAUGGUGGAUUUUUCAAAGGAAAAAACUUCGUAUAUGAUCACCGAAUAGCAGUUGGGAGUACCAACAAAGAUGUUUUGGGAAAAUGCCUUAUUUGCAGCACCACUUUUGAUGAUUACUCAGCACGCUGCCGCUGUUCCUUUUGCCGGAUGCUUGUUUUGGUCUGCAAUGAUUGCCAGAACGAGAGUGCACAAUAUGUUUGUGAAUUGUGUCAGAAAUAUGGAAAAGCUGCCCAGUCUGCUCAAUCAGUGGACAGUGGAAGUUCUGAAGUAAAUCUCAAAUGUAACCUUGGUACAGCUUCUGAGUGCCCAUUGAAUCGUAACACAAGCCAUUUUCAAAUUCCUUGCUCUCCUGGGCCUUUGAAGAAACUCAGAAUAUUGUGCCUUCAUGGAUUUCGUCAGAAUGCUUCCAGUUUCAAAGGAAGAACUGGUGCAUUAGCAAAAAAACUCAAGAGCUUGGCAGAACUUGUGUAUGUGAAUGCCCCUCAUGAGUUACCGUUUAUCUACCAACCUCGUAAUUUAGAAAAGGAUUGCAUAUCAAGUUCACCUCAGCUUUAUCCUCCCCCUUUAAAAAGUUGUAGCAAAAAAUAUGCUUGGUUGGUAGCUCCUGAUUUCCUCAAGAAGGAAGCAACUGAUUGGGAAAAGACCGAAAUGCCUUUUGAUCCUCUUCAAUAUCAGCAGCAGACUGAGGGGUUUGCCGAGUCUUUAGCAUAUCUGAAAUCUGUCAUCUCUAAUGAGGGGCCAUUCGAUGGCAUUUUGGGGUUUUCACAGGGAGCUGCUAUGGUGGCUCUUUUGUGUGCUCAGAAAGGGAGAAUAGAUCAAGAAUUAGGUAUCAGGUUUGUGAUAUUGUGUUCUGGAUUUGCUGUCGAUCGAGCAGGAUAUGAAAAAGGAUCGAUUGCUUGCCCAUCACUUCAUAUUUUUGGAAAUGAGGAGGGCGCUGAUCGACAGAUAUCAUCUGGUUCGAGCAGAGAUCUUGCAUCAUAUUUCGAUGAUGGAUGCCGAGUGAUUAUUGAGCAUGAUUCUGGUCAUAUAAUUCCUACUAAACCUCCUUAUAUUGAUGAGGUUAGACAGUUUCUUAGGCGCUUCAUCUAAGCUAAGGUCAACAAUAUCACAUCCAUAAUCCCAAGGGGUGGUCACUCGUGUCAUCUAAUGAAUGUAGCUAGUACCUCUACCAUUUUUUUUCUUGGCGUCGAGUCUAUUUUCUAAUCUCAUUUUAAUAGUUUUGUAGUUGAGAAUUUUAAAUGAGUCAAUUUGGCGCAGUUUGUUAACCAUUGUAUCAGUCUAGUAGUUGGUUUUGAUUGCUAAUAUGUAUUUGGGCUAAUGAAAUUGAUUUCGUUUGGAAGAACCUUUACCGUUAAAAAGCUAAAAAGUAAAAUAAUACCAAAUUUAUGCUUACAAGGAAAUAUUUCCAUGUCUAAAUUAUUUUUAAAACCAACUAUGAACAUGUCGUUAAGUGAAAAUGAAUAUAUUAAUAUUGUGAUAUAUGGCUAUUUGACAAAGUGAUGUGUUUUAAUUUGUCUUUUUUUAAGAAAAUUUACUUAGAAUAAUCCAAUCUUUCAAUAAUUUUCUUAUAAUAAUUCAAUUUUUUGAUUAAUUAUUAAUAAACCAAACUUUUAUAACAAUUUGCCAGCAGCAUUGUUUGAUUAUGAUGAACCGGGUAUAACAGGUAAAAGAGGAGAAAAAUAAUUAUACCCACCUUCCCUUUAUUCUCUCUCAUC